GGCGGGGCGGCCCUCCCCAACGUGGCGGUUUACUGGAGGCGGUUCCCUUAGUAUCCGGAAUAGUUUAAGUCUGUGGCGAGCGCCUCACCAGUACUGGGUCGGUGCUAUCUUAGCAGGAGUGGGACCCCUGAGGCCUCAGAAACAGGCUUUUGUCUGGCCCGGGACUCCUCGGCGUCCAGCGCUUUCCCCCAUAAACGGAUACCGGUCAUUUGGACUCUGCCUCUGGCUCAGGUUCCCACCCCACCCUACCAGGCCCCUUUCCUUCUGGCUGCUGCGGUCGUUCCUCCCUUUCCUCGGGGUGCCACCGGUGGGCACCGUCUUCGUUCUCUCAGUAGAUCCCUUUUUCUCCCCCUCUCAUCCCCAUUCUUUCCAGAAGGCAGUCUUUAUACUCUUCCUUUUUAUUUCUUCCCACUUCUCUCCCCUUCUUUGCUCUUUCCUUCCUUCUCCAGCAUUCUCGUUCUUCGACUGCCUGUCAGGCUACUGCCUCCUGCAAGGCUUCUCUCCCUUUCUGGAGCCUGUGCUCAUGGCUCAGGAGGUUGAGCUUUUAGCGCAGUCGUUUGAAGAUGUUAAGCUUCUCUUUUCUCCUGCCCAGGAGUCACAGAUGCCAGGAAGUAUGGCCCCCCUCAAGAAGCCUCGAAAUACCACAAGGGUGCCUCUGGCUUUAAACCCCCUGAAGAGCAAGGACGUGUUGGCAGUGCUGGCUGAGAGGAACCAGGCUAUAAUGCCAGUUGGGGCAUGGGUGGAACCUGCCUUGCCAGAUAGUUCGGAAGUUCCAGCAUAUACUUCAGCAUAUAUGAUUGAAGAAGAACUAAAGGAACAGCUAAGAAAAAAACAAGAAGCUCUGAAGCAUUUUCAGAGACAAGUCAAACACCGAGUAAAUCAGCAAAUCAGGCUGAGAAAAAAGCAACAGUUUCAGAGAUCUUAUGAAGCAGCAGAAAAAGAAGGCUCUAUAGCCAUGCAAUCUUCAGAUCCAGCACAUUUAACUCCUAAAAGAACAAGUGUUUUUCCAAGCAACUUGAAUGCUGCUAUUGGAAGUGCUAGGUUACCUCCUUCCCAGAUGCUUGGGGAUGGAAUGGAUGACAGAGAGAAUCAGAACGAAUUAUUCCAACAACAAGCCCAGGCUCUUAGUCAAACCAUGAAACAGGCCCGUCACCGGCUGGCAUCCUUUAAGACCGUGAAUAAAAAAAAUGCGUCAGUGUUUCCAGAUGGUAGAAGGAAAACCUUUCCCCCUCAAGAGGUAAAUUUAUUUCUAAUAAAUUGUUUUAAA
Messenger RNA from Neomonachus schauinslandi (Hawaiian monk seal), 1267 nucleotides. Its product is annotated as coiled-coil domain-containing protein 15-like. NCBI's taxonomy places the organism in Eukaryota, Metazoa, Chordata, Mammalia, Carnivora, Phocidae. Gene Ontology annotation, cellular component: centrosome. The annotation marks the transcript as partial. The transcript has 4 exons. The record is from RefSeq and is a predicted model, not a curated record.